AUGGAUCUCUCGUCUCUAGAAGGCCCUCCCAUUGCGGAUUCCCGCUUUACUGUCUCAUCGGAGAGCCCAAAGGAAUACAUGACUGUCCCACGUAUUCGCCUUGAUACUGGCUUGGCUAGCACACUACCUCAGCGUCCUGCCUCUGCAUGCGACUCUUCUAGGCCUAAGGCAGAUUACUAUCCAUAUUCACCCCAAGAGCGACAGGACCCUAGCCUCUGCCGCCGCUGUCAUUUCAGAAUACACUCAACUGGGGACCUGAGCACACCUAGCCCUCGCGAAGCAAGCCCAUCGACAUCCUCCUACCCGGCUCUCAACCUGCCCCCUCCUCCGCCUUCGUCAUCGUUUGCUUAUUCUCCCUGGGCGUCGCGAAGUAGGAGCAUGACAGACCUCACUCUUCAGCCCACUCGCACCACUGGCCCAGUGUCCCGCGAGACAUCCACUCAACAGGCUAGCCAGCUCAUCUGGCUUGAGUCGGAAGAACUAUGGGUCCUCAAGCCUCCGUCGCCCUUGUCAUCGGCACCAUAUCUUUCCCCGCUGGCUCCUCGCCCGAUACACAGUGCUACUGGUAGAGGUGGGCAUCCAUCCUCUCCAUCAGUGUUCGAUGACUACGCCUCCGACUCGGAAUACUCCGACCAACCUCCACCAUAUGAACAUCACAUCUACGAUCGACCUUUUGUUCCGCUUCCCAAUCGAGCAAGGGAAGAUGGCAGUGGCCGGAGGUCGCGCUGGUCAGCUGUGGCUCGCAGGAGAGCAAACCGGGCUCUCUCGGGCUGA
This is a messenger RNA of Aspergillus brunneoviolaceus CBS 621.78, 774 nucleotides long. RefSeq lists its product as uncharacterized. The coding region runs from base 1 to 774 and encodes 257 amino acids. The record is from RefSeq and is a predicted model, not a curated record. The transcript has a single exon. Lineage: Eukaryota; Fungi; Ascomycota; Eurotiomycetes; Eurotiales; Aspergillaceae.